AUGACGUGCAGGCGCGAUUGGUACGACUGUGGACGAGUCGCGGAUGAUUUCGGCUGGCCGCGUGUAAUUGAGGCGAACGGUAGUGGUAAAGUUCUCAGCUAUGAAAAAGACUGGGCUACUAUGAUAGGAUGUUCAGGAUACGUUACCUAUGACAUAAAUAACACUGAGGUCACAAUUGCCUUUGAAAAUCCUUAUACAGGAUCCAACAAGCUCAGAGUAGGCACCGGAGAAGAGAGCUUCUGGAAAAACAUGGAAAAACAUGGUUACAAAGAGUUUACUGAAACCGCCAUAGUUUGCAAUAAUGGCCAGCGCUUGUUGUGCUACUGCAAGUGUACCGGUGGAGACACCAACACUUGUACUGUCAUCCUGAGAAAAUUAUAG
Messenger RNA from Porites lobata, 381 nucleotides. Lineage: Eukaryota; Metazoa; Cnidaria; Anthozoa; Scleractinia; Poritidae. The record is from the annotation of a GenBank genome assembly.